AUGGUAGAAUUAUUGGAAAAGGGCUACAUUCGUGAGAGUAUAAGUCCUUGUGCAAUUCCUGCUCUACUAGUGUUGAAGAAAGAUGGGUCGUGUCAUCAAUUCAAAAUUGAGGAAGUUUUGAAUUGGUACAAGCCAAAAACUUUGCAUGAUGUCAGGAGUUUCCAAAGAUUGGCAUCCUUCUAUCGUCGGUUCAUCAGAAACUUCAGUACCUUGAUUGCUCCUAUCACAGAAUGCCUUAAAGGGCAUGAUUUUCAGUGGACCGAGGAGGCAGAGGCUAGCUUUCAUUUGGUUAAGCAAAAGAUGACGGAGGCCCCAGUGUUGGCACUUCCGGACUUUGAGAAGGUGGUCGAGAGGAAGUUCAUUCUUGUUACUGAUCAUGAGGCCUUGAAGUACAUCAAUGGUCAACACAAGUUGAGUAGGCGACAUCCAAAGUGGGUGGCGUACUUACAGGAGUUUACUUUCACACUAAGGCAUCAAGCAGGGAAUUUGAAUCGAGUAGCAGAUGCAUUGAGCUGUCGCACAUUACUCCUCACCACCAUGAGCACCAAGAUUGUCGAAUUUGAGGCAUUUCCUGAUAUGUAUGCGGCAGAUCCUUCAUUUGGGAAGAUAAUUUUGGAGUUAUACAUUCCAGAUUGA
This is a messenger RNA of Olea europaea var. sylvestris, 636 nucleotides long. RefSeq lists its product as uncharacterized. The transcript has 3 exons. Lineage: Eukaryota; Viridiplantae; Streptophyta; Magnoliopsida; Lamiales; Oleaceae. The record is from RefSeq and is a predicted model, not a curated record. The coding region runs from base 1 to 636 and encodes 211 amino acids.